Equus quagga is the source of this 3435-nucleotide messenger RNA. RefSeq names its product G protein-coupled receptor 174 (gene GPR174). Gene Ontology annotation, molecular function: G protein-coupled receptor activity. The transcript is spliced from 3 exons. The record is from RefSeq and is a predicted model, not a curated record. The coding region runs from base 717 to 1718 and encodes 333 amino acids. Gene Ontology annotation, cellular component: membrane. Lineage: Eukaryota; Metazoa; Chordata; Mammalia; Perissodactyla; Equidae. Gene Ontology annotation, biological process: phospholipase C-activating G protein-coupled receptor signaling pathway; positive regulation of Rho protein signal transduction.
AAAAUAAACUCAAAAUGGAUCAAAGACCUAAAGUGAAGGGGAAUUGGAUUGGUCGUUCUCAGAACAAGGAGCCGGAAUUGACGCACAGAGCAGUAGUGUCCUCGUUGGAGUGGCUGUGGCAUGAAUUCCUUGAAGAUCUCUGGAGAAAACAGAAAGAAACUGAAACGCUCUGCCUUUGCUUUCCACUUUUUAGCUUUCGACAUAACUGAAAACAUCCCCAAACACUGAUCUAAGUUAAUCAUCUCUGAAGAGUUGCGGAUCCACUGAGUAUUAAAGCAAACCUUCCUUCUAUGUGAGCCAAAAAAAAGAAAGCCUGCCAAGCACCUGUAAAGAGAUGGCUAUCAUCAUAUGGGAAUUUGAAGAGCUGCUAUAUGGCACAUUCGUGAUCCAAAUGGGAGAGGAUCAACUGUUGUGAUGUCCCAGAAGGCUUUAUAACAGAGUAAACAAGAAGGGAAAAUUUUAACAGCUUGUUGUCUGUGCUUGCACACUAGAUUUCCUUGUAGUUACUGUAGAGAAAUCCAAAACAAACAUGCAGGUAGUUCUUUGAAAAGCCCCCAAAUCAGGUAUAGAGGCUCAGACCAACGCAGUAAAAAGAUUAUUUUAGUCUCAGAUUCUCCAACCUAUCGAUGGUCAGUCUUUUAGAAAGAGCAAGCAGUUGAUAGUGAAUUUAGGUUCUGAACCACCAUUUGGCAAAGACAGUUUCCCCAGAAAGAAAUAUGCCUGCUAAUGACACAUGUGCUGGACCAUAUGCAGACAAUACAGAUUUUCGAUACUUUAUCUAUGCUGUGACAUACACUGUUAUUCUUGUGCCGGGUCUCAUAGGGAACAUAUUAGCCUUGUGGGUAUUUUAUGGCUAUAUGAAAGAAACCAAACGGGCUGUGAUAUUCAUGAUAAACUUAGCCAUUGCUGACUUGCUACAAGUUCUCUCCCUGCCACUGAGGAUCUUUUACUACUUGAAUCAUGACUGGCCAUUUGGGCCUGGACUCUGCAUGUUCUGUUUCUACCUGAAGUAUGUCAACAUGUAUGCAAGUAUCUACUUCUUGGUCUGCAUCAGUGUACGACGAUUUUGGUUUCUCAUGUACCCUUUUCGCUUCAAUGACUGCAAACAGAAAUAUGACUUAUACAUCAGCAUUGCUGGCUGGCUGAUCAUCUGUCUUGCCUGUCUGCUCUUUCCUCUCCUCAGAACCAGUGAUGAGACCACAGGCAACAGAACCAAAUGCUUCGUAGAUCUUCCUACCAGGAAUGUCAAUCUGGCCCAGUCUAUUGCCAUGAUGACCAUUGGCGAGUUGAUUGGGUUUGUCACUCCUCUUCUGAUUGUCCUAUAUUGUACCUGGAAGACGGUUUUAUCACUGCAAGAUAAAUAUCCUGUGACUCAAGACCUUGGAGAGAAAAAGAAAGCCUUGAAGAUGAUUCUAACUUGUGCGGGAGUAUUCCUAAUCUGCUUUGCACCUUAUCACUUCAGUUUUCCUUUAGAUUUCCUGGUCAAGUCCAAUGAAAUUAAAAGCUGCCUAGCCAGAAGAGUGAUUCUAAUAUUUCAUUCUGUUGCCCUGUGUCUUGCUAGUCUGAAUUCCUGCCUUGACCCAGUUAUAUACUACUUCACCACUAAUGAGUUCAGAAGACGGCUUUCAAGACAAGAUUUGCAUGACAGCAUCCAACUCCAUACAAAAUCCUUUGUGGGCAACCAUACCACUUCUACCCUGACAACUGAAUUAUGCUAAAUAAAAAUUAAAAAGUGAAUGUGGUCUGAAAUGCAAGUAUAUCAGAAAACAUUUGCAAUACCCCAAGCCACUGGGAAGUAAUCACAGGAAGCACUCAUAGCUUUUCAGUUAUGUUCUAUCUUACCUGUAUGAGGAAUUCACAUCGUCAUAACAGAACCAAUUUAGAGCAUUAUACUCCACCAUCAGUGAUGUUGACAUGUUCAUGUAGUAAUUUGUCAUCAAGUCUUUAAGAUGUAAACUAUAAAAUUUCAGUGGCAUCCUAUACACAUGUGCUCUCAACUAAAGUCAGCAGUUUUAUCUGUGAACCUCAGACACAGAGAGACUGUUAGCUUGGGAUCAUAAUAAGUGCUUAGGUUUGUUACAACAGACAAUGAGUCUCUUUGCAUUUUAGAGGCAAUACAGUUGUCUAUUUAUACUAGUAAUCACGGUUUAUUUUCCAAUAUGACAUUUUUGGUUUGAUUUUAAGUAGGAUGGACAAUAUAUUAUUCUGUGAAAACAAAAGCGUUAUAAACAUGGGACCAUUUUUAUCUCCCAUGUGUGAUUAUACUCUAGGGGUUUGAAGACUGGAAUAGCUAUUUCCUUCAUUUCAAUGUCAGUAUGAAACAUUAUCUGUCACACCUAUGCUAGAAUAAAAAUCUGAACUCAGGCCUCUGCCAUGUUUAAAGUAAGAACAAGAAAGAGAUUCACAUACAAUAACUCUCUGUGACUGUAUAAUACACCGUAUUAAAUCUACCCAGGGCAGUUAGCUUGUCAAAGUCCAUACAAGGUGACCCAGAUUGCCUCUAUAGGUCCAGGAGACAGCAGAUAGAUGAAAUCACAGCUCUGUUCUUUUAAACUAUUUCCUAAGAACACCUCUGGAGAUGUAUGGACCUGCCUAGAAGAGAAAGUUUCCACUAAGCUUCUAGAGUGACGUUGAGGUACCUCUGACAGGUUACUGUGCUUUCUGAGCCUAUGAAAGAAGUAGUGCACUAAUUAAUUACUAAGCUUAGGCCAAAGUGGAAAGAUGAAGUAGAGUCAAGUACACCUCUUAAAAGCCUCAUCACAUUGUAUUUCUUACUUUAAGUUAGGUGACAACUGUCAAGCCACCUUCACAUGCCAGAAUAGGGUUUGGAGGCAGCUACGCAUGUGGACCCUAGAGUCUUCAGUAAUUUUUCUGGCCCACCUUUGCCCCAGUCAUACCAUUCUGCGGCCUGCACAGCCUACCUCCCAGCAGUUGGAGAAGACAAUUCUUUCACUGUUUGAGAAAAGUGCAGAAGAUUAAUUUUGGCAGCAUUGGAGACCGCUAACAAUGCCUUGUCUGCUACAUUCUUGGUACUAGUAUGCAGGAAACAGACCCAGGAUAUGAAUAGUAACUAAACCUGAGAUCUUAAAUAUUAGAAUACUUUGAAGCAUGUUUCAGCAAAAAGCUCUAAGAUAAAAAAUGCUCUAUUUAAAAUCUAUGUGCUAUAUAAUGAAGACACAUGCUACUUCUCAUCUGGAAGGAAUGUGAAAAUCAACAAAGAGCUCCAUCGUAUUUAGAGGAAGGGAGUUUCUUUAGGCACACAGUUAUGAUACUAAUAUGUUUGGAGGAAAAAAUGGUGAAAUCAAAAUGAAUUCUAAUAUCUAAGAUGAAUGGAAACUUUUCUAAUGUUUUCUCUGGACAAGUGUUGAUUUUGCUUGUACUUUGUUAUUAAAAUAAUACCCUACUAGAAGACUGAUUUUGUGCUGCUAGCAAUAG